AUCUCGUUGUUUUUUUUUAAAUUGUUUUGACGUCCUUAGUUGGCCGUAACCGGAAGUUCAGAAAAUAUUUUGUAAAUAAUUGUUUUACACAGAACAGUUGAUCAUGUUCCCGUAACGGACAAUUUUUAAAGGUACUGGUUGAAAAAGGUCAAACUGCAGUGAUGUCUGGUCGUGAAAUAAUCAUCGAUCAGGCACCCAUAAUGAUACAACCUCAAUGGGCUCCGGUUCCUGUUUCAACAGAUGAUAUUCGUGAUCUCUAUGAAGACCUGGAGUAUGACGAAGAUGCUAUCAGCCUAGGGUCUGCAGGUAGAUGGACAAAGGAUCGAGGAAGGAGCCAUUACGGUCAUGGCAGAAUUGGAAAGGGCCAAAAUGACAGUAAUGUAAUAGAAGAAGUAGAGGAAGAAGACAAUGAAAGAGAUGAUGAUGAUGACUCCGAGAUUCACUCAAGGGUUGGGGACUUUUUCACGGCCCCCUGCAGGGCUGCUGAGCAGGCCGAGGAGUUUGUAAAAAAAGUCUGGGAGGCUGGCUGGAGGGUUGUCCAUCAUAAUUCCUUGCCCAACUGGCUCCGAGAUAAUGACUUCCUGCACAAGGGACACCGUUUACCUACAAACUCAUUUCUGGCCUGCUUCAAGUCCAUAUUCAGAGUGCACACGGAGACAGGCAAUAUUUGGACACAUCUGUUGGGCAUGAUAGCCUUUAUAGGCAUUACCAGUUAUUUUGUUACUCGACCCUCGUUUGAGAUCCAGUGGCAGGAGAAAGCUGUGUUUUCUGCCUUCUUUGUGGGAGCAAUUGUCUGUCUGGGCUUCUCAUGGGUGUUCCAUACAGUCUUCAACCAUUCGCAAGGAGUUGGAAAACUGUUUAAUAAGUUAGACUACUGUGGAAUAGCAAUACUGACAAUGGGGUCUUUUGUCCCGUGGCUUCAUUAUGGUUUCUACUGCAAGCUGGGGGUGAAGAUAAUCUACAUGGCUCUCACUUUCGGCCUCGGAACUCUGUGUAUUAUUGUGUCUCUCUGGAGUAAAUUCAGUGAGCCUAGGUUCAGACCUUUACGGGCAGGUGUUUUUAUCGCAUUUGGCCUGAGUGGUGUGAUACCAGCCCUCCAUAUUGUGAUAACAGACGGGUUCUGGGAGGCCGUUAACAAGCAUUCUCUCGGCUGGCUUUCCCUGAUGGGUUUACUCUACAUUGUUGGGGCUCUCAUAUAUGCCAUCAGAAUUCCAGAGAGGUUAUUUCCUGGCAAAUUUGAUAUUUGGUUUCAGAGUCACCAGAUCUUUCACAUGUUUGUGCUGGCCGCUGCCUUCGUCCAUUACCACGGUAUCACAGAGAUCGCCAACUACCGACUCAGCAAUGGGGAUUGUCUUACUAAUGAGUAUUUCUAGGGAAAAUGGAAUAGAGUUUAUGUGGAACAAAUAGACAUAUUUAAUUAUUACAUAUAUAAAAUGAUGCACGCUAUUAAUAAAUAAAUACACUGCAGUUUUUGAGACAGUAUUUAUUGCACACGACUCAUUCUAAAUAUAUAAUUCACAUAUCCCUUGGAAUCAUGACACAUUUUAUUGACAAAUAUUCUAUAGCUAUGUACACUAUUUACAGUGUUGCAAGCUUCAUUCUUAUUUUGCUAUAUAUUUCUCUCAAGAUGGAUACAAAGAGCUUAUUUCAUGGUGCACAGAUCUGAAAAAUGUUCUCUCUUUGAUUAAAGGCAUCAUACAAAAAGUGUAGGACCAAUGUUGUAUGUUACCCAUCUGCAAUCAAUUGUGUAGAACUGGGUAACUUUUGGUACGUCAAAUCAUUUGAUUAAUUGGUCAAUUAUCCAAUAAUUACAAUCAAUAUAUCUUUAUACUAAUGCCAGCAGCAGUCAGGUGUUAUAUGGUAUACUACUGGUAUUAUCUCAUUUCCUCCAGUUUUGGAGGGAGACAAUGAAUAUAAACAGAACUCCUUAAAGUGUUCAAGCCGUAAGCAGCCUUACAGCCAACCUGUAAGCAGACUUACAGCCAACCAGUAAGCAUCUUACAGCCAACCCGUAAGCAGCCUUACAGCCAACCCGUAAGCAGACUUACAGCCAACCCGUAAGCUGUCUUACAGCCAUCUCGUAAGCUGUCUUACGGCUAUAGUCAGAUAAAGGAGAGUUCAGAAUAUCCUUUCAGGAAAGGCCUACAUGUAUGAUUAUGUAUGGUAUAUGUUUGAUGAUAAAAGCAUGAAGGAGAACUUGCAAAUGACAAAUUAUGAAUUACCGUAUUAUAGUUAGAAUAUUGUGAUUAAAGCUGUUGUGGAUAACUCACAACUCACACACCAGCGCAUUACUUGUUCAUGUUGUAUAUAUUCUUUCAUUCGAAAUUGUUGUUAUUUUAAAUUUGUUGUGCACUACAUAAAUCAUAAUUGAUGAAAUUGUUCAUAAUUAUGUAUGUAAAUUUUAAAAGUGACACUUUUAUCUUGUAAAAUAGUGUAAUGUUUUGAAUUGAGCAUAUAAUUAUGUUUGUGCAAAACUGCUAGUUUCCAAAAAAAAUUGAAGAAGUUUGACAUUAAUUGAUGAAAAACAUUUGCAUUGAUAUUGAUGCUGAGUGACAUGAAUUAGAAUAUUAAUAGUUCGGGAAAAAACUAGAGUUUAUAAGGUUAAAACUUAAACUUUUGAAAUUAUUGUUCUUAAACCCUGACUUUAACAUGUUCACAGAACAUAAAAAGUAUCAAAUUACUUCUCUGUAAUUUUGCUUCAAAGUGAGAUAAUUCAGUUUAGUAUAAUUUAGUUCUGACAGCUUUUAUCUCAGGCUUCAUAUUCUUCAAGAACUCAGCCCUGGAAUGACCUUUUGUUUUGUUUACAUUAAGAUUUUUCUUAAAAGUAAGAAAUAAAUAACUUGACACAUGAGAACAAUUCUAGAAAAGUGACAGCAUUGCAAUCUGCCAACUGUAUUAUAUUCUUUGUUGUUUGUACCAAUUCUCAUUAAUUGUGGAUAAUGUUUGUUUGUCACCAUUUUAAUACAUAUGUGUGAACCUUUCAAA
This is a messenger RNA of Mya arenaria, 2985 nucleotides long. Its product is annotated as adiponectin receptor protein-like. Gene Ontology annotation, molecular function: signaling receptor activity. The record is from RefSeq and is a predicted model, not a curated record. Bases 162 to 1373 code for a protein of 403 amino acids. The transcript has 7 exons. NCBI's taxonomy places the organism in Eukaryota, Metazoa, Mollusca, Bivalvia, Myida, Myidae. Gene Ontology annotation, cellular component: plasma membrane. Gene Ontology annotation, biological process: adiponectin-activated signaling pathway.